AUGAGGCUUGUCGCCUGCGAGCGUAUGUCAGGGACACAAUGCUCGAAAAAGACUCCAUUGAGUUCGUGCUUCGUGGAGCAGCUUGUCUGCAAUGGAGAUGAGGCUUGUCGCCUGCGAGCGUAUGUCAGGGACACAAUGCUCGAAAAAGACUCCAUUGAGUUCGUGCUUCGGGGAGCAGCUUGUCUGCAAUGA
Molecule: messenger RNA, 192 nt
Organism: Prunus armeniaca (apricot)
Lineage: Eukaryota; Viridiplantae; Streptophyta; Magnoliopsida; Rosales; Rosaceae
Source: the annotation of a GenBank genome assembly